Molecule: messenger RNA, 432 nt
Organism: Dibothriocephalus latus
Lineage: Eukaryota; Metazoa; Platyhelminthes; Cestoda; Diphyllobothriidea; Diphyllobothriidae
Source: the annotation of a GenBank genome assembly
GAUUCCAUCCGAAAAUGUACCCAGCCCAGGACAACCAUAUGUGUGCGACUAUCUGAACAGGCUGUCAAUUCCAAAGACCCUCUCCCCGAUGACAUGAUCCACCUUUGGUUCGAGCUGCCCACUGGAUGGAAAAUGAACUGUGCAGACUUGGAAGGCCCGGCAAAACCUCCCUACCCCGGUCUGGGCAGUGCUGAAUGCGAUGCACAGCAGCAGACGCUGUCUGCCUUAUUUGAUAAAUUCACAGAUUAUGAAGCCGAGAACCUUGGUGGACGUGAUGAGCUGAAGCGGUGCAUAAGCCGAACCCUUAACCAAACAAUUUUUGUCGAAAAUCUGAAAACCUCUCUGAUACGCGCACAGUACUACUACGCCCCAGAGCAGAAGACGGAAAUCCCCUUUCUGCUAGACCCCUGCAAACGUAACUGGAUAUCCUGA